Molecule: messenger RNA, 2274 nt
Organism: Sphaeroforma arctica JP610
Lineage: Eukaryota; Ichthyosporea; Ichthyophonida
Exons: 4
Coding region: 205-1836 (543 amino acids)
Source: RefSeq, a predicted model, not a curated record
GAAGGUUACACACUCACAGUUGAGGCAACUAGAUAGGAAACGCCUACUUCUACACUCUAGGUCUGUGUUUGAAGAUCACAUUCGCAUCAGCAACGUAGUUUUUGCUUCUCAUAAAUUUCACUGGUGUACUAUAGUCUUCUGAGGGCAUAUCGAUAGCUUGAUUCACUCUUUUAUCUCCAAGUAUUACGUGAAAUAGUAUCCAAAAUGCAAAGUAGUAUACUUUUGUGCCUGGCGGCCCUUUCUGGCUGUGCUAAUGCACAAUAUGUACUGCAAGCGCUCUAUCUCAACUUCAUGGAUACCACUGUUCAAGAAACCAAUGGACUGUGUGUUUCGGGUCAACAAAGUAGCAAUCAAAUUCUAUACACCACCUGCGGCAGCUUUGCCUCGGAUUAUAACUACGCGGAAUUUAGUUUUGGACAAGCGCUGCUAGUCAGUCGAGUCGAGGGGUCGUGUCUCACUUUUCCAACGAGUAUUGAGCCUGACAAUAUCACGGACCCGAACGCGAUGAUUCUGGCACCGUGUUCGAUCACCAAUACCUUGCAGCGCUUCGGUUACAAUAGUGCCUUGACACCUGUCACUAACCCGGCGUCGUUUCCACAGCUAGUGAGCUCGGCCUAUUUCAUUAAUGGAAUACUCACACCAGUUUGCGUCCGCCCGUGUCUCGCGACAACGACUCGCACAUGUGCGUACAGCGCCGCCUACAUCGUAACCAAUGGUCUGGGCCAGUGCAGUUUCUCGCAGGGUUCCACCCCCAUCAACUCGGCUAUUACCGCGGUCAAUAACGGUAUCAUACCGGGAUUUGGUACCACCACCUCUACCACGAGUUACCUGGCCACGGUGGUCACGGGGACUGUCGCGCCGAGUACCAAUUUUAUCGUCGACGUGUCGACGCUAUUCGUGGCCACAACCACUCAAUUCGGCGGGGCCGUGUUCGUCACCUCCACAUCUACUAAUCAGCAGGUGUUUACCGAGGCCACGGCAACUACCGAUGAUUUCACGGAGACGCAAACGGUCUCUGCGAUUGUCUUUGAGAACACCACCUUGUUCUUUGCCAACGGUGUACAGACCACGCCCGUGGAAGGAGGAGGUCCCUUUGCUACGGGUGUGUUUCCUACCACAGACGUGGUUAACCCAUUCCCUGUCGUCACGACCACGUCUCAGUUUAAUCCCUUUGGCCCUGUGGCCACCACCACAUCAGCGUUCAAUCCGUUUGCGACUGCCACCAGUGCGUUCAACCCAUUCGCCACCACAUCGAUGUUCAAUCCGUUUGCUACGAGCUCGGUGUUCAAUCCGUUUGCUACGAGCUCGGUGUUCAAUCCGUUCGCACGCAGUAGACCCACACCCGCGCCUCAGCCGAGCAUGAACACCGACGCCGCCGACGGGGGUGUAGGUGUGUUUUAUAAACAGGCCAAUGAGAUGAUGCGUCAGGAGGAGAUGGAGCGCAACCGCUUUGUGGAGGCAGAGGACGACAUGGCGUAUCCUGAGGAGAAUGCCUACCCGGAGAGCUCGGCUGAGGCAGUGAAUACAUCACAUGAGAGCCAGUUCGCCGGAACUACGACUGGGCUUAGUACCAGCGCUAUUGUGGCCAUUUUGGUUUCGAGUUCGGUGCUGUUGUUGCUGUGCGUUUGCUCUAUGGCGGCCAUUGGAUACAACUGGUACCAGAAGCGUAAGAAUCGUGCGAACAAGAGUGUGGGUGAUUGGGAUGGUGAAAGUGUCACGUCAGAUAUCGAGACUGUAAGUAUGCCACCUUCGGCUAUGUACAGCAGCAAGAAGGGCAGUUUGUCCGUCAACGAUGGAGAAAGCGACCUGACGAUUCCCGGGAGUUUUGUGGUUUGAGGUGUAUAUAUAUAUGUAUAUAUAUAUACUCGUACAAAAGUUAUCGCUUGUAUGUGUACGCAUGUAUAUAUACAGGACAAUACUAAGCUGGGUGGAGGGGUUCAAUGGAGCCCAUGAUUGUAUCAGAGUUCCCCCAUUUUAAGCAAGCGGAGAUUUGUAUCGGGAGAGAUAGUGUAUCGUUAUCUUGCAGAGCUAUAUUGUCACGAGGUGGGGAUAUCACCACAUGUGCAUCAGAAGCUGGAUACCGAUUGAUUCGAUACCGAAAGUAAAGUAAGACAGAUGGAGGAAAAUUAGGGGAGAUAUAAAUGUAUGCGACCGCGAAAUAUGCUUGUGUCGCAUAUAUGAGCUGCCGGUUGUACUUAGGGUAGCAAUCCAACAUUGUAAUCAGGUUGGCCUUCGAAUAAUUAAAAGUGUACUAUAGUUUUUAUUGUAUUUAAG